UUGGUCGUUCCUCUUCGGUCGUCUCUGAUUACAGAAAGAAGAACAACGCUUGAAUGGUUUGUUCAUAUUCCUGAUCCUGAAUUUGUUUUUCUUGGCGAAAUAUGGGUGAUCAACACAAGUAUUUGAAGAAACGAAAGAAGAAAGAAGUGCGAGGUGACCCGGAAGAACCCACUAAAGAAGAAAACGAAGUAGGAAAAUAUCUGAGAUGGAACUGUCCUUCAAAGCCGUCAACGUUGAUGGGUGAAAAAGUUGAAUAUUUCAUCGGAUCUAAGGCCAUAGAUUGUCUGAUGGAUUCCAAGUGGGCAUCUGGUACAGGAGGAACUGAGAUAUUGUUUACAGACCGUGUAUCUGUGGAGAUGUAUCUGGAUAGGUUGUUGAUGUUGGGAUUCUUUAAUCGUGUCUUUCGACAUAAGAAAGUGAAGAAAACGAAAGAAGAAAAAGAAAAAGAAAAGGCAGAAAAAGAGAAGGAAAAGGAAAAGGAAAACGAGAAAGGGAGUGCAAAGGAGAAAGAUGAAUCAGAAGGCAAAAGAUCAAAGAAGAGACUUAAAAAAGAACACUCAGAAGAAGGAAAAAAGGAUGAUGAUACUACUGAAGAAAGAAAACCAAAAGCAACAGAGGGAAAUGCAGAUGGUGAUGGGAAAAAGAAGAGAAAGGUGAAAGUUAAACUGGAGCUACAUGAGGAUCAGAUAUUUGUUGACGAUGAUGACGAGGCAUAUGUGUGGAGAUUUGAUCCGCUUCAUCCUAAGACCUUAAUCUUGGGAAUUUUGGUUGUGAUUGGUACCAUUGCUAUCUGCCUGUUCCCUUUGUGGCCCAGUAAGAUCCGAGAGUAUGUUUGGUAUCUGAGUGUGUUGGCUUCAAUUGCUGUCGGCUCCAUUUUGGUUCUUGCGCUUUUGCGUUAUGUUUUCUUUGCAAUUGUCUGGGUAUUAACGGCAGGAAAGCACCAUUUCUGGCUUUUACCGAACCUUACGGAAGAAUGCGGCUUCUUUGAGUCCUUUGUUCCACUCUACACGCACGAAUAUAAAGGCAACAAGCCUGUAGAAAAACAAACUGGAAACGAAACGGAAAAAGACAAUGAAAACAUAGAGGAGAGAGAAGACGAAGAAGAUGCAAAACAGGACAAGAAAGACGAGAGCUCUGAAGAAAAAGAACAACUUGACAAGGAGCCAUGGGUCACGUUAACAGAAGAAGAAGUAGCUACAGCAAAAAGCGAAGUGGACAAAGAUCUUGAGGAUUUAAAUGACCCUUCAGUUUCUGAAGUGAAAUGCUGAAUAUUACGAUCAAAUAUUGGAUUUUAUUGUGUAUACAGAAAAACCCAUGACUUGAAAUUACCAUACUGCUGACGUUACCAUUCAAAUACUAUGAUUUAUGUAAUUACUACGAAAACGUAAUUGGGUAAUUAAUAAACUAAUUUGUUUGCGCGGUGCUGUUAAUGAGAGAAAAUCACUUUAUUUACCUCUGCGAGGGAGAACUCAUUUUGCGGGGCAACGUGGCGACUGGUAAGAAAGUGUAACAUGUCAGAACAGUUGUUGCAUUUGUUCAUUUGCGUUUGAACAAUUUGUUUUCAUUCAUUGUUUGAAAAAGUUAUCAAAUUUAUUUCUGUGGAUUACGUAGAAUCAAAUGCCUUGGUAUACGAAUGUAAUUAAAAUAUUUAACUGCC
Molecule: messenger RNA, 1657 nt
Organism: Stylophora pistillata
Lineage: Eukaryota; Metazoa; Cnidaria; Anthozoa; Scleractinia; Pocilloporidae
Product: translocation protein SEC62
Biological process (GO): post-translational protein targeting to membrane, translocation
Cellular component (GO): endoplasmic reticulum membrane; endoplasmic reticulum
Source: RefSeq, a predicted model, not a curated record